Messenger RNA from Diospyros lotus (date-plum), 459 nucleotides. RefSeq lists its product as uncharacterized. The coding region runs from base 1 to 459 and encodes 152 amino acids. The transcript has a single exon. NCBI's taxonomy places the organism in Eukaryota, Viridiplantae, Streptophyta, Magnoliopsida, Ericales, Ebenaceae. The record is from RefSeq and is a predicted model, not a curated record.
AUGGAGUUGUUAAAAGAUUACGACUGCACUAUUCAAUACCAUCACGGUAAAUCUAAUGUUGUAGCAGAUGCCCUAAGCAAGAAAGAAACCACUUGUGUGGUCAGAAUGAUGGUGGCAGAAUGGAAGUUAGUUGAAGCUUUUAGCCUGAUGACGGUAGGAGUAGUUUCUCGAGGAAACUCAGCCUACGCAGCCAGCCUCACGCUGCAACCAGAAUUAGAGAAUCAGAUACGACAAGCCCACAUAGAAGACUCUCGAAUUAAAAUGUGGGUUGACGAGCAUGGGCGAGCAAAGAAACUGGAAUUUGAGGUAAGAGAAAACAUCCUUCGGUUUCAAGGAAGAAUAUAUGUACCCCAUGUGAGGGAAUUACGACAAGCAAUUUUGGGAGAAGUCCACCGAUCCAGAUACUCGAUAUACCCUGGUGCCACCAAGAUGUACCAAGACUUGAAGGCUGUAUAUUGA